AGGGCCGUUUGGGCUCUGGCCGCGGCGGACAGACCGCCCCGGCCGAAGCCCGCUGCGGCGGGCCAUGGGCCACGACCCGCACCCGCCCCGCGGGACUCCGCCGCAGCGCGGGUGGCGACGCGGCCGGCGCAGGCCCGGGCGGCCCUGGGUGCUCUGCGCCGCCGCGGCCCUCUCGGCGCUGCCGGGGGCGGCCGCGCAGGACUACGGCUCGGUCUGCGCCUUCGAGGGCGACCCUGCCUUCAUAGAUCUCGGCAACGACAGCGUUCUCAAGGACGGCGUGCCAGUGUCCGGGACCCUCGACGCGAACUACACCCACACGUACACAUACAGCAGCAGCAACGUGACGGCGUUCAACCAGGCGGACGAGUACAGGAAGAUCAUCAUAAACCUGGAGCCGUGCACGGGGACAGUCUUCCUCAUGGUCCGGAAGACACGGCGAUGCUUUCCGAAUCCUUACAGUUGCAUCGACGUGGCCACAAACACAAGGGCGCCAACCGAAUGCCAGUGGGUCCACUUCAUGACGGAGAUAGACGGCAGCCGCGACGGGACGCCGACGUUCUUCGAGGUCCCCUUCACCACGACGAACUACUUCAUCUCCGUCUUCGCGAUGGAGAACGCGGCCUACGAGCUGACCGUUCUCGCGGACACGGGGGCGCUGCCGAGGCCAGGCAACAACGGCCGGAUCACCGCGAAUCAGACCGAGAAGAUCGGCGUCAAUCUUUCGUGGGAGGCCGCCUACUACAGCCCCGCGGGCGUCACAAGCACGUACCAGUACCUCAUAUAUUCCUCCGUGCUGCUGGAAGACGAGGGCCAGCUCAAUCGGGCCGUGUUCUUCCGGAAAGACAAGAUAAUGAACACGGUUUGUGGUCUUGGUUUCAACACCGACGAGCCUGUCAAGUCGGUGGACGCCAGCACUUGCGUUAACGGCCAGUGCAGCGCGAUGGUGGAGGCCCUGCCCAACAUGAGAUACAUCUUCAAUGUGGUCGCCGAGUCCCAACGCGGCAUGAAGUUUGCUUACGCUGGGGGGGUAUUGAAGACCGACUGGGAGGUGGUCAGACAAGCGACCAAUCCCGACAACAGCACCCUGGCGGCGAUCGGGGCGGUGGCGGGCAGCCUGCUGGGCAUCAUCGUGAUGACCUACUUCAUGCUGCUGAACAUCUACGGCUGAGGCGAGAGAAGCGUCCGCGUUGGCCUGUUUGGCCGCGGUUUCGCUCCUCGCCCAGCCGCCCCUUGUACCAUCCCCCCCCAAACGGCUCUCCUCCUCCACCCCCUUCUACGUCGCGUAGGCUGUGUGAUCUGAGCUUCGGAGGUGAAGGCUGCGCGCUGAAAUCUAUUCUGGGCGAGCGGUGGCUCUCAAUCGGCCGUGCGAGCCGGAGGUGCGUGCAACGCGGUGGAGCUAUGUUGUCCAAGCUACGUGCUGUGAGCUAUCGCCAGGGAGGCGUGGAGGCGGGCGUCCAG
This is a messenger RNA of Prorocentrum cordatum, 1458 nucleotides long. The record is from the annotation of a GenBank genome assembly. NCBI's taxonomy places the organism in Eukaryota, Dinophyceae, Prorocentrales, Prorocentraceae.